AUGCCCAAGGAAGCCACCAAACCCAAACGCAAGGCCGCAGAGAAGGCGGAGAAGCCUUCGCGCAAGACCAAGAAGGACCCCAAGGCACCGAAGCGUGCUCUCUCAGCGUACAUGUUCUUCAGCCAGGACUGGCGCGAGAGAAUCAAGUCUGAGAACCCAGAUGCUGGUUUCGGCGAGGUUGGCAAGCUUCUAGGAGCCAAGUGGAAGGAGCUCGAUGACGCCGAGAAGAAGCCAUACAUUGACCAGGCAGCUCGUGAUAAGGAGAGAGCUGAUGAUGAAAAGGCCGCUUACGAUAACAAACAGAAAGGAAGCGGUGAUGACGACGACGACGAAGAGUAA
Messenger RNA from Psilocybe cubensis, 339 nucleotides. RefSeq lists its product as uncharacterized. NCBI's taxonomy places the organism in Eukaryota, Fungi, Basidiomycota, Agaricomycetes, Agaricales, Agrocybaceae. Bases 1 to 339 code for a protein of 112 amino acids. The transcript is spliced from 5 exons. The record is from RefSeq and is a predicted model, not a curated record.